UGUUGCUCAUAAUAUCAAACAUUAAUUGUCUCAAAGUGGAAAAGAAAAAAAAUGAAUCCACUUGGUCUAAGUGCAACAGCUUUUUGUUGUGUCGUUUUUGUGUUUAUUGGAGGAGUACCCUUUUCAAAUGCACAACUAGAUCCUUCAUUUUACAAUAGUACAUGUUCUAAUGUUGAUUCAAUCGUACGUGGUGUGCUCACAAAUGUUUCACAAUCUGAUCCCAGAAUGCUUGGUAGUCUCAUUAGGCUACAUUUUCAUGACUGUUUUGUUCAAGGUUGCGAUGCAUCGAUUUUGCUGAACGAUACGGCUACGAUAGUGAGCGAGCAAAGUGCACCACCAAAUAACAACUCCAUAAGAGGUUUGGACGUGAUAAACCAGAUCAAAACAGCGGUGGAAAAUGCUUGUCCUAACACUGUUUCUUGUGCUGAUAUUCUUGCCCUUUCUGCUGAAAUAUCUUCUGAUCUGGCAAAUGGUCCUACUUGGCAAGUUCCAUUAGGAAGAAGGGAUAGUUUAACAGCAAAUAAUUCCCUUGCAGCUCAAAAUCUUCCUGCCCCCACUUUCAACCUUACUCAACUAAAAUCUAGCUUUGAUAAUCAAAACCUCACUACUACUGAUCUAGUUGCACUCUCAGGUGGUCAUACAAUUGGAAGAGGUCAAUGCAGAUUUUUCGUUGAUCGAUUAUACAAUUUCAGCAACACUGGAAAUCCCGAUUCAACCCUUAACACAACUUACUUGCAAACAUUGCAAGCAAUAUGUCCCAAUGGUGGACCUGGUACGAACCUAACCGAUUUGGACCCAACGACACCUGAUACAUUUGACUCCAACUACUACUCCAAUCUCCAAGUUGGAAAUGGCUUGUUUCAAAGUGACCAAGAGCUUUUUUCCACAAAUGGUUCUGACACUAUUUCUAUUGUCAAUAGUUUCGCCAAUAAUCAAACUCUCUUCUUUGAAAAUUUUGUUGCUUCAAUGAUAAAAAUGGGUAAUAUUGGAGUUUUAACUGGAUCUCAAGGUGAAAUUAGAACACAAUGUAAUGCUGUGAAUGGGAAUUCUUCUGGAUUGGCUUCUGUAGUCACCAAAGAAUCAUCAGAAGAUGGAAUGGCUAGCUCAUUCUAAACAUACGCUUGGAAAAUAUCGAAGAGGUUCAAUAUUUUCUGCAUACAUAUAUGAUGUGUGUAUGUGGUGGAUCACGAUAAUUAAUCUCUGCUUGUAUGCUCUUUCUAGUUCUAUACUAUGUUUUUGUUUUGUUCUUCAAGUUGAUUGGGGACCGUAGAAGCUCCCUAAUAAUAUUUGUGUCAAAAGUUUUUUAAUGUGUUAUGUCAUAAUGUUAUUUUCUAAAAUACUUAUUCAAGUAUUUAUAUGUUAAA
Messenger RNA from Medicago truncatula (barrel medic), 1364 nucleotides. Its product is annotated as peroxidase 15. The record is from RefSeq and is a predicted model, not a curated record. The transcript is spliced from 4 exons. The coding region runs from base 52 to 1113 and encodes 353 amino acids. Gene Ontology annotation, biological process: response to oxidative stress; hydrogen peroxide catabolic process. Lineage: Eukaryota; Viridiplantae; Streptophyta; Magnoliopsida; Fabales; Fabaceae. Gene Ontology annotation, molecular function: heme binding; peroxidase activity.